This is a messenger RNA of Colletotrichum higginsianum IMI 349063, 510 nucleotides long. RefSeq names its product Chaperone protein. NCBI's taxonomy places the organism in Eukaryota, Fungi, Ascomycota, Sordariomycetes, Glomerellales, Glomerellaceae. The transcript is spliced from 2 exons. Bases 1 to 510 code for a protein of 169 amino acids. The record is from RefSeq and is a predicted model, not a curated record.
AUGAAAAGCCCUCUGAUCAUGGACUACUACGGAGAUCUAGGUCUCGUGGAAACGGCCACAGGAGAUGAAAUCGAAAAGGUUUAUCGUAUUGUAGAGGGCAAGCACCGCGCAGAAGUCGACGAGGAACGACUCCAAAAGGUGUGUCACGACGGCAUUUUGACUGGCUUCGUACGACACUACCGACCGCAGGCGAGGGAUGCGUAUGGCUUGUUGAGCCGGGCACCAGAACGCGCAGAUUAUGACAAAGAUUAUGCAAACGCCAGAACAGGCUGGUUCCGGCACCGCAAGUGGACCGAUUGGGAGGCGGCGGCGGAGAAAACGGCGGCAAGAGGCGAGGGCGGCUCACCGGAGAACAAGAACUUGUAUUAUGCGCAGAAGCUGAUGGCCAGGAUGAGAGACCGCAGGGCGAAACGAGAGACGGUCAUUGUGAAUGUGAUUGGCAUGAAGAAACUAAAGGGCUCGCAGAGGAGCACCCUCAAGACGAUGUCCCAAACAAUGCGCCAGAGAUGA